Messenger RNA from Uranotaenia lowii, 4827 nucleotides. RefSeq names its product mucin-2. The coding region runs from base 288 to 3824 and encodes 1178 amino acids. Lineage: Eukaryota; Metazoa; Arthropoda; Insecta; Diptera; Culicidae. Gene Ontology annotation, cellular component: nucleus. The transcript has 7 exons. The record is from RefSeq and is a predicted model, not a curated record.
UCUUCGCCUCUAAAAGUUUUGACAGCUGAAAAGUAAAAUUUCCAAUUUAUGGACACAGUUUUUCACAAAAAUAACCACGAAAUCUGUCCCAAAAUGGAGUGAAUUUACGUGUAAAAGUAGGGGUACUUAUCAGUGCGUAGAUUGAAAGUGGAAUCAGACCGUUCGAGACGUCAUCUGGACCGUACGAAGCAAUUCAAGUUUAGGGACAACACCAGCCACAGUAUCGUAUAGUUUUGAAACCGGUGACAUUCCUUCUCAAUCGGCCGUUUAAGUAGAAGAUCUUGGUCAUGUCAUGUCAGCAGCCGGCCUCUCGGGUUCAAGAAGAUCCGUAUGCCUUCACAGAGCCUGCGCCGCUACAAGCCAACACAUCGCUUUACAAGCAUAGUGGAGGUAUCGGAAGUAGUUCGGCAGCAGUUGCAGAUUCAACUGUAACGGGCCCUAUCAUACAGGCUGGAACAAGUCUUUUAGCCAGUAGUAACAACGUAGCGACAACCACCUCUUUAAAUCAUGCCGUUCAGCAUCGGUUGUCGGUUUCUGCGGCUAAAACGGUCAAUACACCUAUUAAGGUCACACUGGUUCAAUCACCCUCAACCUCAGCUGUUAUGACGAAAUCUCGUUUGAACGGAAGUGCUGCCCUCAAUACACCAACGGCUGUCCAUCCGGUGGGAACGGUAUUCCGCACUGUGUCGGUUCCGCAACCAACAACGAUAGUUCAUAGAUCUGUAGAACAAUCUUCUGUCAGUGCGGCGACUGGUCCUACUCUAUCUCCAACAGUAUUCACAAAACCCUUGCAGGUCCAAGUAUCACCCCAACAGAGCGGAAAAUUUUCUCGCCGAGUUCUGGCUAGUAAAUCGCCCAAUGUUUCCCCAACAAUUCAAACAGUACGAAUAGUGAAAAGUGCUAGCCCACAGCAACCGCCAGGGGGUAGACCUAGCAUAACACCGGAUGCCCGAAGAUAUCUCAAUCAUUCCAGCAACAGUAUCAGUCUACAGGGUUCUACCCCAACAACUGCUGCUCCAGUGGCUCCAGCAUUGCAUUCAACGUCGCCAACGAAAAUUCGACUCAUUCAACCGCAAGCACAAGGCAAAAUCUUUCUACACACCCCAAACAGCAGUAACAGUUUGGCUGCAGCAACUCAUAUCUCAAAUCCGGCCAGCAUCGCAGCCCUAAGGAACACUUUAGCUAGACAAAAUCCUUCUCUACUGAACAAAAUUCCGGCCGUACCUGCACCUCACGGUCAACCACAAACAACAACACCACCACAACCGCAAGGUAAUCGUAACACAGUUCUUCCAAUGGCGGCGGAUAAAUCAAGCAUUUCAAUGGCAUCGAUCAACAUCCGCCGAACGUCACCACCGAUUAUAACAACAAGCCAAUCGAGUCUCGAAGUCACGAAUUCAAUAACGAACGCCACUACUACCAUAGCCACUUCGGUAACUCCUGGAUCGCAACUGGUAACUGCUGCGUCAACAUCAAUAGCUGUGGCCUCAGUAACUACGCCAUCCCCACAGGUUAUUCCCCAACAACGUAGUAAAACUCCUAUAGGAUCUUCAAUUCUCAAACCACAACUACAAAACACCUCAACACCGCCACCACCAGCAGCUUCUACUUCAACACACACUACCACGGAUCAAGAGGACAUUGGUUUUACCAUCCCUUCCUUCAUUAUACCCAAACAGGAUCCUAAAUUGGCAGUAAAUGUAAAUCCGUCCCCACAAUUGCUCAAUACAUCGACCUCCCCUUUCCAGUCUACAAUUGAGUCCCUUCAAUCCAAUGCAACACCUAGCACGCACAUGCCAACACCCAAAUCUCAAGGAAAAAAAUUUGGCGGAACCGUUAGUGGCGGUUCUACAACACCACUGGUGUCCCAUCAAGCUACACCGAAACGAACAAAGCGAUCCUAUAGUCGUUCAUCUCAUCACGAAACUCUGGAACGGAUAGCCCUCAAGGAAGAUGAGCUAUCCCAUCCGCAUCAGCGACCGACACAACCCAUCAAACAAACAACGAUGCCCAAAUUUACUAAAUGGAAGCCACCAGGAGCUGUCGCUGUUCCUUUAAAUCGCGAAUGGCACGCCCCCGACACCUAUAUGUUUGAUGUCUGCGAAACCGGCUUUCGGGCAAUGGACGAAGAAACGCUUAAUCAAUCACGUUGUACGCAAGAGUAUUGGUUUCAAGAAAUCUACAAUAGCUCGCCAGAUAUGGACUCAGCCGAGAGUGAUCCACCCGGCGGAAGUUCGUAUAACAGUCUGCAGGGUAAACCUCGCAGGGGACGCAAACCGAUGGGUAAACAACAACCGCCCGAUCUGAUGCUGAAUAACGAUUCCACUUGUUUGGCCAUGAAUCAGGACCCGCCAAAACUACUCACGCGAGAUGAGAGAUUGGAAUUGAAGCGGGCCUACCUUCGACGAAAGGCAGUGCAGUACUGGAACGGACAGAAACUACGAAGCGACAUGGACGUGCGAAAACAUGUCAAAACAGUUGAGAAAAUGCUGCUGAAACUGGAACGACAAAGAGAUGUUCUGAAGAAAAAUACUGGCACGCAGCAAACAAAGUGUCAACGACCCGGUUGUCCACAGGUGGCCGUCCUUUCAACAACCCACUGCUAUCAGCACAUAACCGAUAACAACGAACAGCGGCUUUUCCAACAAUGCACGGCUAAAUUUUCCGAUAAUAGCCAAUGUCGUAAGCCGGUCUUCGAUGUACGGCACGAGCUGAUCCUUUGUCGGGAGCAUGCCUGGAAGCAUGACAAUCACGACAAAAUGUCAGCCGAGGUGAAGAUGCUUAAGAAACCAUUUGGUGGAAGUGCGGCUAGUAAAAAGAAACCUCCCAAGGUUGUCACUCCGAAAACGACGACGGUCAGUCCAGCGGCAGUGUCUUCAGCCACAUCCAACAAAAAAAAAAGUAAAAAGAAAAAACUGACACCUUUUCAACAGCAGAUGGCCCUGCACCAACAGCAGUACAAGCAGCAGUAUUCUAGCAUCAAUCAUUCGAAAACUACCCUACCUCCACCGCCCUAUGGCGUUACGCAAACUGUUCACCAAAAACAGUCAACACAACACCACGCGUUACGACAUCAGCAACAGCAGCCUUCACCAUCCCAGAUCAAGUAUCAUCCGAAGGUUUCAGUUUCACCCCAAGCGACGGCCAUCAACCGAAACGUCCACAUUCCGUUGAAUCAGCACCGACAAUUGGGGACUGGGACCUUUGAGCACCACUUUAACACGCAACAACACACAAUAGGACGGCGCGAUGAUCUGCUACUGAACCAGCAGCACCAGAUUUCACCGGCGCCGGUGAUGAAUCUCCAUCACCAACAAUUGACACAACAGACCCAGCACUUUAGCCAGCAACAAGUCCAUCAAUUGCUUAACAGUGCCACCACCCAGGAUCUGCUCAACAUUUGCGAGAACAGUUCGGCCUAUGCCAGUUCGGAAGACACUGGAGUGGGCGGAUUGUCCGAGUCGGAAUUGAUGGCUACCCAGGAUGUGAUCGAGGAAAUUCCCUUCGAAAUUCAGAAUCUGAACAACGUGCUUAGUCAACUGCCACCGGAUGCAUUUAACGAGCUCCUAUUCAGUGAGCAAGAGCAAAACGGUCCCACCUUCGAGUCCACGCAAGAAGAGGAGGAAGAUUUGGAACGCGCGCUGGAAGUGGUUGGCGAGCACGUUAAAUCCCUCGAGGACAUGACGGUGGAAUCGGCCAACUUUUUGGGGGACUUUCUGGACAAUGUUGACGACGAAAUGCUGGACGGAUCGGACAUCUGCUCCGAUCAGAUGCUGCAAUCCCCCAGCGCCGGCAACGAUAUACGAGGAUUAGUUCACACGUAAGUUGGAACGGUUGCAGGGUGGUACGUGUGGCGGGUGAGAGUGUGCAUUGCGUGAACGAGAAUAAGUAAGUUAACGGAACAAAGUAUGUAAGAAGCUGUCUAUUAUUCCUACUUAGAAAUCGGUCGAAUUUGUUAAGAUUCUCGUCUUGCUUGUCUUGUAAGAAUAUGGUGAACAAAGUUUUAGAGUAAAUCGUAGAAUAUCUCAAUACAGUGGAAGAAAUGUGGAUACUGUAACGUGUUAAUUUCAAUGUGGACUAAAACUGCGUCAUAUGGAAGUAUCGGAAUACAAAAAAAAGUUGAUUAUUGGGAUGCCUACCCACGGUUGAACUGCCCUAAAUGUAUUAAUAAUCUAUUAUAUUGGGUAAACAUCUUCCGUGUGGUGCAUGUGAAAACUUUCGGUCGAUAUUGUUGUAUGAUUGCUACGUGAACGAGAAACUUCAACAGUUCGUAAAGCUUCAGGCUUUAAUUUUUGACGCGCAGUUGUCGAGGGAUAAAAAUACAGUAAAAAAAGGACUAUAUUCGAUAACUAAUACGCUUCUUUACAUACAAACAAAAAUAUCUACAAUAUAAAUUCUGUGAAUUUAUGUUAAUUUUCGCUUCACUUAUAUAUGAAUAAAAAAAACUUUGGUAUAAUUUGCAGGUUAACUACUAAACUGUAGAAUUUUAAGUUUGUACUCACGCGUUCUAGCAGUUAAUUUCCUUUUUAGUAAUUUUAAGUUCUAUAAAUUACGAACUAACAGAAACUUAUCGGAGCGAAAAGAAACAAAUAGAUAUGUAGCAGAUGUAAGCGCAGGAAGGUGAAAGAUGUAAAAAAAAAUACAUUCACAUACACUCGUGUAAACAUUAGAGAACAACACCCGGCGGCAGAGCUAAAGGCCCCAAAGCAGCUUGUCCCGGACUUGCUGGACAGGUGGAAGGACUAGUGUAUCAAUCUACAUUUAUGGAACUAUUAAAAACAGUUUUUUUCUCGUGUUCAGUGUAGAGUAGCACUGUUCAGUCAGACA